CGCUUUUUUCAUCUACCGUUAAGCAUACCGACACAAUCAUUACAGCUUCUUCCGGAAUACAUUACACCCUAUUUGUGUUGCUGUUUUUUUCUUUUAAAAAAUUACUACAGUUUUGUGUUCGCAAAAUUCAAACUAAAGAGUGACUUAGUAUUGAUGGUAAUAAAUAUGUAAACUAUAUUGGAUGUUAAUGUGUGAUUUGUUUUGAUAGAAAAAAAAAAGGAAUCCGUUCGUAAUGUGCUGAAAAGUGCCGUGUAAACAGUUUCGGGACAUUUUGUGUGUGCUUUUCACGAUCAACAUACGGAUAGAUACUUUCUCUUGUUAUGGUGUUUUCAAAUAUUUUCUGUGCGGAUCAGACCUCACAGCUAUUUUAUAAAGGUUAAUAAAGAAACGUCAUGCCAGGAGUGACGAAUGGUCCGAAAUGGAUAAAUAAGGACAAUCACUUGAGUGAUUCUGAUUCUUUUUCUCACGGAAUGGCACCACAAAGGCAUCACGAAGUCAAAAGUAAUUCUGGUUCUCAAUAUUCAAAUGGAUACAACACAGAUCCAAGCAGUGAUCCGGGUGAAAAUUAUCCAACCUAUCUUUUGGAGCAUUUGGCGACAUUCUCUGUUGGUUCUCAAUAUGGUGAGCGCAUAUCUACGCCAAAGGAUGGACUUCGUAGAUUGUUGCAGAUGGAGAAAUCCAGUGGCAUAUGGACUCAGAAAAUGCAGAUGAGAUUGGAAAAGAAAUGGGUAGUCAUUAUUGACAAUGAAAAUGGCGAUGUGGUGGAGAGAUUCCCUAUGAGCUUGAUUAGUGAGCCGACUUCUUACACGAGUAACGAUCCCAGAGAACUUUACAACAACAUUGUUGUGUUUAUCGUAAAAGACGAUCCUAAAAACAAAAAUCAAAACCCUCCAGAAAUGCACAUAUUUCAAUGUGCGAGGGUGUCUGCCCAAGAAGUAGUAAACGAAAUGAAGAUGUUUAUUAGUGGUAAAUGGAAACCAAGUCCUAAAGAAAACGGACGCCAUUUACCUCCUCCUCCAUUGAGUCCACCUCCUGAACCUCCAGUGAAUGGAGUAAGUGUUAGAGAACAAGUCAAUUUGUUCAAUGCUGUAGCUGCGGCUGCAGCUUCACCACCUAAAGGAGAUGGUAUGAUACAGCGCGUUUCAUCGUCUGGAUAUUCAAAACCUGAAAAUAUGCAUUCCAGAGUUGAUCGGGACAAUAGUUUUGGGCGAGAUUCCAACGACGAGACAAGUUCCACGAGUAGCGAGAAAUACGAACGAGAUGUUGCUAUUUUAAAUCACUGUUUCGAUGAUAUUGAGAGAUUUAUCGCGAGACUUCAACAUUCCGCAGCUGCUUUCAAAGAAUUAGAGCGUCGCCAAAAGAGCAGAAAGAACAAGAAAAAAGAUAUGGGAGAUGGAAUGCUGAGUAUUCGAGCUAAACCACCCUCAGAAAAAGAAUUUGUGGACAUUCUUCAAAAGUUCAAGUUGUCCUUUAAUCUUUUGGCUAAACUUAAGAGUCAUAUUCACGAUCCAAAUGCCCCUGAGUUAGUACAUUUUCUUUUCACACCUCUGGCACUGAUUGUAGAUGCAGCUAAAGAAUCCAAUUACAGUACAACACUAGCUUCCAGAAUUGUGGCACCUUUGCUUACCCGAGAUGCCCUCGAGCUUCUGAUGAACUGCUGUACUUCCAAAGAGAGUGACUUGUGGCACAGUUUGGGAGAAUCCUGGAUAACGCCAAGAGAGCAUUGGGAAGGAUAUGAAGGCAGCUACAAUCCAGUGUUUUCUGAUGGUUGGGCACCAGAGAAUCCAUUCGCGGAAGAAAAAGUGGAAUCAGUCGCUUCAUUCGCUCAUAAAUCUAAACGCGAGGAUGGACAUCGAAGCCAUGAUGAAGUGGAUAUGCGUCAUCAGGACUUCCGGGUGCCUUCUCGUCAAGAUCGGGAUAGUCGAUACGGAAGUGACUAUUACUUCAAUGAGCACAGAGACAAAGAGAGACCCGUUUCUCCAAUGAUAUCUUCAGAAGUCCCUCAUUCGAGUUUUGAAAAUAGAUAUUACGAUAAUACGCCUACAGAAUUGCCCAGAAGGCAUGUUUUUGACAGGAAUGGUGCUGCAACUCCACUUUCUGAUCGAGAAAUGCACGAUAUGCGUGAUCGUGAUGUGCGAUCGGACUUCAGUGCCGAUUCGAUCGAUCACGCUGUUGCAUCAGAUCCACAGAUACAGUUCGAGAGGCACCAGAAACAAUUCUUGGAAGACCUCGUUGCAAAAGGGGCUCACGUGGUUCAAGUGAUGUACCCGAGGACCGCAAACAAUGACAAAGAGUUAACUGUCAUCAGAGGAGAAUUCCUGGAGGUGCUGGAUGACAGUCGUAAAUGGUGGAAGGCCAAAAAUUCGAGAGGACAAGUGGCUCAUGUCCCGCACACAAUAGUUGGACGUGUUAACGAGGAAGAAGCUUUUCACAAUCCAACCUAUGCCGCUAGAUCAGUUGGUUCAAAAGACACAUUUUACUCACCAAGUGAAUCGAGUGUUCCAAAACCAGCCAGCGAAAAUGGCCACAAAGAAUCAAGUCCCCCUCACAGACCUAUCCCCAUUCAGCCUGCUCCUGCUGAUUGGGUUAGAAGAGAACGCCAAGGCAAGAAAGGUGAAUUUCGAUACUUUUAGAAUGCUCAAUAUAGCCUUUUAGAACAAAUGCUCCUCCCUUAUUCCAAGAACUAUACUAUCCCAUCCUUCACUCUGCCAAUAUAGACGACAGAUUCGAAACGAAAAAAAAAUCCUUUGGCUUGCAA
Messenger RNA from Parasteatoda tepidariorum (common house spider), 2758 nucleotides. Its product is annotated as epidermal growth factor receptor kinase substrate 8. NCBI's taxonomy places the organism in Eukaryota, Metazoa, Arthropoda, Arachnida, Araneae, Theridiidae. The record is from RefSeq and is a predicted model, not a curated record. Gene Ontology annotation, molecular function: actin binding. Gene Ontology annotation, biological process: Rho protein signal transduction; regulation of Rho protein signal transduction. Gene Ontology annotation, cellular component: plasma membrane.